AUGAACAAUUCCUUGCUGGAAAAUUCAACGUUUGCAAACGCAACCGAAGCCUCCAAAUGCAUUCCUUUCAGAAAAGAAGAUUCUAUCUCCGUGAAGGCCACUAAAGCCGCAUGCUACACAGUUCUGAUGCUGCUUUCUUUUUUCGGAAACGCGGCAGUCAUCGCCAUUGUUGCCAAAACCAGGCAGAUGCGGACCACAACGAACUAUUUGAUCGCUAACAUGGCAGUGUCAGAUUUGCUUCUUUCUGCAUUUGCGGUGCCCAGAGAAAUGACGGAGUUGUUCAUUGGUUUUCAAGGAUGGUUGUUCCACGGUCUGUUCGGUGCCGUUCUUUGUAAAACUGUUUAUUUUUUUCAAGACAUUUCAACCGCUGUAUCGAUACAAAGCAUUGUUGUCAUUACGCUUGAUAGAUGUAUAGGGUUAGUGUCGCCAUUUCGGAAGCCUUUCAUAGCUCCACGACGACGCAAGGUGGUGAUUGUUUCCAUCUGGUUAAUAGCGAUGAGUCUGCACGGCAUUUAUCUUUACAUUUAUCGCGUGCAGAGGGUGAACGGUGCGAAUGUAUGUAUUUUCAGCUUUGAGCCAGCAUUUGACAAUUUACAGGGAUUAAGAGUUAACUUCAUAAUAUUGUCACUACUUUUGAUCGUCAUUCCUCUUGGCAUUCUUAUUGUUUUAUAUUCACUUAUAUUUAAGGCUUUGGAAAAGCGGAAGUCCUUUUGGCGAAAAUGUUCCUCUUCUCUGCUAAAGAGCCGGCAAAAGGAGAACACUAAAGUCAUCAAGAAAAUUUUAGCGAUUAUCUGUUUGUUUAUGAUCUGCAUUUUACCCAUUGAUAUUGUAGGUUUUUUAUUUCUUUUUGCAUGGCACGAGGGAAUCCCGUGCGGUAUGGACAAUUUAAGCUUCGCAGUCAAGUUUAUUUUUUACUCCAACGCCUCUCUCAAUCCUUGCGUUUAUUUCAUCUUAAAUGAAAGAUAUCGCCAGGGUCUACGAAACCUCUUCAAAGGCCACAAAUGGUUCGCACAGGAAAGACAGUUAAAAAGCGUCGAAAUGACCACAUUUUAAUAGCUGUAGCUCAUUGACCCCUGGUUUGAAUAACGUUUUAUUUAGAAGACAGGCAUAAUAACUGAAUUUGAUGGUUGUUUUCCUUUACUUUGCUCGCGGUCACUUAAGCUCGUCAACAAGGGUAGAAAAGUGGAUUGUUCCGUGAGAUAACAUGGCUUUGUUUCGGGAGUGGCGUUGAAAAAUAAGGGUUUAACACGGAUUUGAAUGGACAGAGUUGUCUGACACUCUUCAAAGUCGCAAACCAGAUUACGAUAAUCGUAUAUAUGUCCACCGACGGAUUAUAAACUUUUUUAUCUACACAAUUCUGUGACCAAUUUUCAAGGCUUCUAAUACCAUAUGGACGGUUUUUUUUUAAUGCACCUGACGCCACUAAGUCUAAUUUCACAAAAAAACUAAUAACGGACUAAGUAGUUUUCACUCGUUAAGUAAUUAACAAAGUGGUCAAAUUCAAUUAAACUAUAUGUAAAUCCACUAAAAAAAAAGUAAGAUUGAACAUUCGAAGAUAAAAUCUUGUCAUUUUCGAGCUGAGUUUGUGUUAAAAACUUGAACUUAAGUUUUUUUCGAAAUAUUGGUUUAUAUUUUUCCUUUUGUAUUUGUUGAAAACAAUUAAAUUGCAUAGUCAGUCUUUACGCGACAUCUAUGUUCAUUUAAAAGAAACCGUAGAGCUUUAGGUGUGAGAACAUUAUCUUUUGAAGAAAAAAAGGCACUCUUUUCGCGUAUUUUUUUUUACCCUUGUUGUUCUUUCGUCUUUUGCAAUUUCUUUUGUCCCCAUACCAAUUAGGUUGAUAUCUAUCAAGAAAAGUAAUGAGAUAUUACUUUUUUUCUCUUGAUAUAUUCUUCACUCAAUAGCGGAUAGCAAAUUAAAAUCUCCCCGGAAAAGGCUUUCAAACGGAGCCGCACGAAAUUCUGGAAUCUUGUGGGCCGAUACAAACGGGUUUUUAUUAACUAAUCUUACUCGCAAGCUUAAGAAUUGAAUCGAAAUUCCUUACAGUGGGUCCCACUACGCCUCUAGUAGUAUUUGAAGUAAUCGUUUUUCCUCACGGCAGCCAGUGAACGGGUCUAUUUGCUAUAAUCAAGAAGCUAGUCAUUAACUGACACCUGCAGGGCUGGGAGGGGGGAGAUUUUUUUAGGGUUUUUUUUAUGGUUUUAAGGGAGAACAGAGUGGGGGAAAUCAGUCGCCACUUAUAUAGUUUAACAGGGAGACCAGGGAAAAUUGAUUGUUUCUCUCCGUGCUCCCAUUCACCUCCACGCCCCUCUCCUCUUCCUCACGAAUCGAGCACCGUAGGUACUCAGGUGCUUUCAAUAACAGACCUCUGGAUGCUGAACGAAGAUUACGCUUUAGAUAAUGGUAGCUUACAGAUAGAAACUAAUCAUUGGUGAAGUUGAUUUAUCGAUUGGUGGAAUUGAUUAGGUAGUUUUAAUGGCGCGAGAGGUGAAAUAAAUAAAUUAUUCUUAUAAAAUGAUUUAAUCACCGGAGGUUCUUCCACCCCACCCCCACCCCCACCCCCGACCACCCCCUUCCCCUUCCCAACCCCGCAUAUAGUUGUUGCACAUCAAACUGUAUAUCAAUGAAUAUUUGCUAAUUCAUGGGUGUUUCAAUUUCUCUACUCUUCAACUCCUUUUGUUCAAGCUCUUCUUAAGCUAACAGUUAUGACUCCUGCACAUGCAUGGCGAUCCUUACAAAUUUCUUUGAGGAAUUUUGCGAAAAUUUUAUAAGAAAACCAUCGACUUGGGCUUAUUAUCUUUUUUUUUACCUAUCAAAGUGUUUUUUCACACAUACUAUUUUAAAAUAUUCACGUCUACUAUCCAACGGUUUGAAUUUCAUAUGUUCGCUAUCUUGUGCAUGUAGGUGACGACUUUGAGGAGGUUUUUAGCGGUGAGGCCGCGCGCUCAAAGUCCCGCCUCGCCUUCAUUCUCCUCAUCUACCUACAAACCCCCCUGACUCCCACUUUAGAUUUCGAUGUUGCGAUGGUGAAAAUCUCAAAUAUGAUUCCCGACUAGACAGUUAUCAACGCAAACAGAGAGUAAUGUUAGAUCUUUUUAUCUCCGUACGGAAAAUGGUUUUGAAGACGUUUACGAUAGUGCACCAUUAUGACGCCAAUACCAAUAUUGUCUCGAGUUACGGGUUAAUUUCGAAAAUUGGGGCUGCGCUGUCAUCCAAGGGCGGUAAAUUAAUCCUUUCCAGAAGUUCACUUUGCAAGUGAAAAGUCCAGUGGUUUCUCACGAUUGUCUUCAAGUCAUUUUUAUACUCAUUUGUGGGCAGAAAGAAGAUGAUUAUAGCUUCACUGGAAAAUCCAUCAUUUUCGAACCCAACCGAAGCGUCUGAAUGCAUUCCUUUCAGUAAAGAAGAUUCGGUGUCCGUGUCGGCCAUCAAAGCCGCACGCUACACAGUUCUGAUAUCGCUUUUGUUUUUGGGAAACGCGGCUGUCAUUGUUGCCAAAAACAGACACGUGUGGAACACUACGAACUAUUUGAUCAGAAACAUGGCAGUGCCAAAUUUACUUCUUUCUGCACUUGCGGUGCCCAGAGAACUGAGAUAG
This is a messenger RNA of Pocillopora meandrina, 3593 nucleotides long. Lineage: Eukaryota; Metazoa; Cnidaria; Anthozoa; Scleractinia; Pocilloporidae. The record is from the annotation of a GenBank genome assembly.